This is a messenger RNA of Populus trichocarpa (black cottonwood), 1730 nucleotides long. Its product is annotated as RGG repeats nuclear RNA binding protein A. The coding region runs from base 243 to 1367 and encodes 374 amino acids. The record is from RefSeq and is a predicted model, not a curated record. Gene Ontology annotation, molecular function: RNA binding. Gene Ontology annotation, cellular component: nucleus; cytoplasm. The transcript is spliced from 7 exons. NCBI's taxonomy places the organism in Eukaryota, Viridiplantae, Streptophyta, Magnoliopsida, Malpighiales, Salicaceae.
CUCUAACACUCUCAUCACUCUCAACUUCUUUCUGCCGCAUUGACUAGGGUUCCAACGCAACUCACUCUUCUCGCUCCCUCGUAUUUUCCCUCUUAUUUUCUAACCUCCCAAACACUCCUAGACUUCAACUACUCUCAAUAAAUAAUGGCUUUAAUCAAUCAAUAGGGUCUCUUGCUGUUUGAAGGUAAACAAGCUGAAGGACUAUAUAUUUAUCUGUGCUUAUCAGAAACUCAAAGAGACAAAUGGCAUCAGCGAACCCUUUUGAUAUCCUUGGCGACGAUGACAACAAUGAGGACCUUUCUCAACUCAUCGCCGCUGCUCAGCUUAAGGCGGCCGAGAAGCCCAAGAAGGCGGAUAAGUCCGCUGCUGCUCCUGCUUCUCAGCCUGCUAAGCUUCCCACCAAGCCUGCUCCCCCUGCACAAGCUGUGAGGGAGGCAAAGAAUGAAGGUGGACGUGGAGGAGGCCGUGGAGAUGGGCGUGGCUAUGGGCGUGGGCGUGGUCGCGGUGGCGGUGGCGGUGGCGGUGGCAGAUUUAACAGAGAAUCAAAUAACAAUGAAACGCCCUUCAUUGGCAAUGGUUUUUCUGGAGGAUCCAGACCAUCUGAAGAUGGAGAGGCUGGGAGAACUUCUGAGAGGCGUGGCUAUGGUGCCCCUCGUGGUGGUUUCCGCGGUGGUCGCCGUGGUGGUUAUAGCAAUGGGGAAGCUGGAGAAGGUGAACGCCCUCGAAGGCAGUAUGAUCGCCACAGCGGUACCGGUCGUGGGAAUGAGCUUAAACGCGAAGGGUCUGGCCGUGGUAACUGGGGAACUCCUGCUGAUGAAAUUGCUCCAGAGACUGAGGAACCUGUUGUUGACAACGAGAAGAGCGUCAUUACUGAGAAGCAGCCAGAAGAGGAGGAUGCUGCAGCUGCCAGCAAGGAUGCUGCAGAUGCCAGCAAGGAUGCUGCUGUGAAUGAGCCAGAAGAGAAGGAGCCUGAGGACAAGGAGAUGACACUGGAAGAGUAUGAGAAGGUUCUUGAAGAGAAGAGGAAGGCUUUGCUUUCUCUGAAGGCUGAGGAGAGGAAAGUUGGCUUGGACAAAGACUUACAGUCCAUGCAACAGCUGUCAAGUAAGAAGAGCAAUGAUGAAAUUUUUAUCAAGCUGGGUUCUGAGAAGGACAAACGAAAAGAUGCUGCUGACAAAGAAGACAGAGCCAAGAAGGCUGUCAGCAUAAAUGAAUUCCUGAAGCCUGCUGGAGGUGACAGGUACUACAACCCUGGUCGAGGCCGAGGCCGUGGCCGUGGAAGGGGUGGAUAUGGAGGCAAUACUCGUGAUGUGGAAGCUCCCUCUAUUGAAGACCCUGGGCAGUUCCCCACCUUGGGUGGCAAGUGAUACUUGCACUGCCUUUCAUCAUCGCAUCGAUUCCCGUGUGGAAUUCCUUGUGAUCUAAUUCUUGAUUUCUCUUGUGGAAUUCCUUGUGAUCUAAUUCAAGAGUUCGAGUCAAGGGUUAUCAAUGGGAAUUAUGAUUUCCUAUGUCAAAAACCAUCUCAAACAUCUAGUCUUUUGGGUGUAAAUUUUAGAUUUAUUCCUGUGAUUCCUUCUCAACUUUCAAGUUGCAUGCAUGACCAACUUUUUUUUGGUUUAAAUUAGGGCAUAUGGAGUCGUUAUUGUGUCUGACUUAGUGGCAUCAGUUUUGGUUUGUUUUAGGGUAACAGCAUUUUUACUAGUAUUUUCAAUUUUUCCUGUUGUGUUUCU